Funneliformis geosporum is the source of this 2697-nucleotide messenger RNA. The record is from the annotation of a GenBank genome assembly. NCBI's taxonomy places the organism in Eukaryota, Fungi, Glomeromycota, Glomeromycetes, Glomerales, Glomeraceae.
ACCACUCCCGAAACCACUCAAAAGAUCGUUUCAACUCAAAAAACCGAUGGCUCAAUUAAAUUGGACAAACAAGUUUCUGAACAUAUUGAUAUAUCUUCUGAUGACAUUCAAAAGACUGUUCAAUCUCACGGUGUUAGUGACAAAUUAAAAAAUAUUUCGCAAAGUGCAUGGGAAACAGCAUUGUCUCUCCGUUACUUAACUAUGACUUCAUCCAAAGAUCAAGCCGAUCAGCACAAGGAUAAUUCUGAGAAGGCUAAACAGUACCUUAUUAAAGAGCUUAAAGAUGAAAAUUUAGUUAAGGAAUUAUUAACUGCAUCAGACAAGAUUAUCAUCGAACAAAGCGUUCAAAAAGAGAAGAAAGAUGCCGUCGCUACCGUUCAACAAUCUACUUCAACUGAGAAGGUCCACGAAAUAGUAUCAAAUCAAAAAGAUGACGGAUCCCUACAAUUGACUGAGGCGGUUUCCAAGGAGCUUGAAACCGAUUCUACCGAAUCAUUAGUAUCUUCCGUCAAAUCCUACUUCACUACAAAAGAUAUCAAAUUACCCGAAAGCAAGAAAAUCAUCGAUACUGCCAUGACCUUAUCUUUCCUCCGAAAAACAUCAUCCGCGGAUUCAUCACCAGAAGUGAAAGAGAAGUACGAAAAGGCGAAGAAAUAUUUAAGCUCUCAGAUAAAAGACGAGAAAGUGGAAAAAGAAUUAUUAGAAAAAACCGAUCAAAUUGUAGUUGACCACGCAACGAAAAAAGUAGUUAAAGAAAAAGCCAAUAAAGUAAUAAUUGAAAAGAUGCAAGAAUCUGUAACCGUAGAAGAGGUCGAUAAAGUUACCAAAACUCAAAAUAAAGAUGGCUCGUUCGAAAUUUCCGAAAAAAUUACCGAAGACCUUGGCAUAACCACAUCAAAAGACAUUACAUCAAUUAUUCGUGUCUCUGAUGAACGCGUCAAGAAAUUUGAUGAAAAGACCUGGAACACGUUCAUAACGUUGGAAUACUGCAAUAAGGUAUUAGGUAAACAUGAAGUAGUCAAGGAUGAAAAAUUAGAAAAAGAAAUUUUGGAAUCAUGCGAAAAGGUUGUGGUCGAAAAGGUUUCCGAUAAGAAGAAACAAUCAUCAUCAUGGUUCACAUCAGUUGGAGGUUAUCUCACUUCAACUACAAAAUAUCUUGAUGAUGCCGGAUCAGACGAGAAGUCGUUUCCAGAACCAGUUCAUGAGAAGUCAAAUAAAGAUAGUGAAAAAAGCUCUGAACAGCAAAUGAUUCAACAGAUGAAAUUGAAUCAUGGUUUAUUCAUGGAUGAGUAUGGCAUGCAACCAAGCAAAUUGGCUAUUAUUAAAGAUGAUGGUAAAUUGAAUAUCAGUUCAUAUAAACAGCAACCUAUAGUAUAUACAAAUAUAAAUGAUCCCGAUUCUACAACAAAUCUUAAUUUUGAAACUAUUUUACAACCAUCUGAUGCAUGUAUUAAUUUUCCGAUCGCUGAAAUUGCUUAUAAUGGUGUUUUAUCGGAAGCUUUUGCGAAUGAAGAUGAAAAUUUAAAUGAAUUGUUUGGUCAUCUGUUUGCAAGGAAAGUUACAGUUGGUGGUAAAUUAUUUAUCAAAGGAUUUAGCUCAUCUAAUCAAACGCAAAUUGAUAUCGCAAAAUUUUAUUUAUCAAGUGUUUAUAAUUUAGCUAAACAUUAUAACAAAUUUUCUCCACUCAAUCAUUUUUCCGUUUUUCACUUUCUAAGAAUAGAAACAUUGGAUGGAAAAGUACUAGAUACACCUGUGAAGUUGGGCGAUUGGAUGAGAGAUUUAUAUCAAAAUAACAACUUUGAUAUAAUUUCAUAUGAUAAUCUUAUUCCUAUUUCUCAAUUAAAACACGAAGAAUUUUCAGAUGUUAACUUUGAAUCUUGUCCAAUAGAAAAGCAACCUGGAGUUGCUAAUUUUAAGGAGAAAUUAAGUUUUGAUGUGUGGACUGGAAAUGUUAUGGAUAUUAAUUUAGUAGGCUGGAUUAAAAACCUUCCGCAUUGUCAAGUUAUUAAUAAAUCAUAUAAAUUGGAAAAGAGCAAAAAAUUCGCGGUUAAUAUCGUCAAAAUACCCAAUAUAGAAUCAAGCAAUAAAUCUUAUUUGGAAACUACAAAAGUGAAAGAAGAAUUGAUAAUCAAUAAUAUCUUUUCUAUUAAAGAUUUAAGCCAUUUUCCCUUUGUUGAUAGGAAUAUUGAGUCGAAUGAUUCAAGUUAUGAUGAAUAUAGUUUUCUCAUCAAACUUGAGAAAUAUGAAAUUAUUAUGAAUAGGGAUCAUUUUAAUCCUUCGAUAGAAUUUGAGCAAGCUAUAAAUGACGCACUUGAAAGUAUGAAACCAUAUAAAGCUUUACAAGGUGUAUUUGAAGAAUAUGGUCAAUUUUUUGCUCAAAAAAUUACUUUGGGAAGGAUUUUUAAAAAGAAUAUACCAAAUGCUACUUCUGCUAAAAUUUAUUUAAAAUCGCCGAUAGUUAAAUCUUUAGAACCAUAUUUAAAUAAUUUAAAUAUUCCAUAUCUUUUAACUCAGCAAGGAAAGAUUAUUGAAAAAAAUGAAUUAUUUGGUUUGAUACAAGAUUUAAAUGAUUUGGAAAUUAUAGAAUUAAAUGAUUUCAUUCCUCUCUAUAAAAUUCUUGAUGAACAGCAACAAAGAAAAAUCGAUAUUAUUUUAAAUUCUAAUGACUGUAAAUCUUCGGAAAAAAAGAAUUUCUGA